AUGGCCAAGUCCGACGACCUCAACACCGAUUGGCAGCGCAGUGCUGGGGACUUCAACUGUGUGGUGUGCCAGCGGAAGCGUUUGCCGGCCUCGGAGUUCUCCAAGAAGCAGGUCGAGAAGGCUUUGGAAUCCUUGAGGAGUAUUGCUGACCAGGACAUCCGAACUGGACCUGAAAUCCAACAGGUGACGCAUCUCUCUGGGGUGUGUAAGAGGUGCACCGAGGAGAGAGAGCGGCAGCAACAGGCCGCCGCCGCCGAGCGGCGGUCGACCGCUGAGGAGGGCGAAACGGAAGCGCCGGCGCAGCCCGGCGAACGGGUGGAGGUGACCUUCUCUGCACGGCCCUUUGGUGUGACACCAGCAACCAAAGGCAGUGGCUAUGUGGUGCUAAAGACUUCAGAAGGCAAACCUGCCAUGAAGGCUGGUGUGCGACCUGGCUGGCGCCUCGUUCAGCUCAACGGAGAAGAGCUCAAUGGGGAGCUGGGCGAGAUUCAAAGCCGACUGAAGGCGGCCGAGUUGCCGGUGCAGAUGACCUUCGAAACCUUGGGAAACCAAGAUUUCUGCACCUCCUGCCAGGAGAUUCUACCAGGCUCCAGCUUUUCCAGGAAAAUGCGCACGAAGCCUCCUGAGAAACGCCGUUGUAGCAGCUGUGUGGAGGCAGAAGCGGAGGUGGAAGUGCGUGAGGAGACAGCGGGGUAUCCUGACGCCAAAGAAGGCGGAGGCGGCAAGCUUUCGGAGCUCAGACAGCUUUGUGCAGAGACCGCCAAAGAAGCAGAGCAGGUCACAGGCCUGAAAGCUGUCAAAGGAGCUGGACGCGGUGGCCGUGGUCGUGGACGUCGCUAG
Molecule: messenger RNA, 840 nt
Organism: Durusdinium trenchii
Lineage: Eukaryota; Dinophyceae; Suessiales; Symbiodiniaceae
Source: the annotation of a GenBank genome assembly